This is a messenger RNA of Aedes aegypti (yellow fever mosquito), 338 nucleotides long. RefSeq names its product cytochrome b-c1 complex subunit 9 (gene ox). The transcript is spliced from 2 exons. Gene Ontology annotation, biological process: mitochondrial electron transport, ubiquinol to cytochrome c. The record is from RefSeq and is a predicted model, not a curated record. Bases 98 to 268 code for a protein of 56 amino acids. NCBI's taxonomy places the organism in Eukaryota, Metazoa, Arthropoda, Insecta, Diptera, Culicidae.
AAUUUUCAGCUGUCGAAUCGCGAACUAUUUCGUCUAGUGCAAGCAUCCACAAAGGUUGAGUGCGUUUGUUAGAAAACGAUCUGAAAAUCGGCGGAAAAUGAAGGUCCUGAACAAUCUACUCCUGAAGCGGACAUCCACUUACGUCGUGGGAAUCGCGGCCAGCGUUUUCUUCUUCGAGCGGGCCUUCGAUUUGGGCACCGAUGCCUUUUUCAGAUCGUACAACAAGGGGAAAUUGUGGGACGAUAUCAAGGAUAAAUACGAACAGUAAAAAGGGCGUUCGCUUGGAGUGGAAACUAUUCGUUUAAUAUGACUAAUAAAAUCUAGGAAACCACAUAGAA